Nanorana parkeri is the source of this 2544-nucleotide messenger RNA. RefSeq names its product scaffolding protein involved in DNA repair (gene SPIDR). Gene Ontology annotation, cellular component: nucleoplasm; nuclear chromosome. Gene Ontology annotation, biological process: double-strand break repair via homologous recombination; regulation of establishment of protein localization to chromosome. The record is from RefSeq and is a predicted model, not a curated record. The transcript is spliced from 18 exons. Bases 10 to 2355 code for a protein of 781 amino acids. NCBI's taxonomy places the organism in Eukaryota, Metazoa, Chordata, Amphibia, Anura, Dicroglossidae.
CGGCUCGCCAUGCCACAGGGGAAGAGGAAAAGAUCUGCAGAUAAGAUAAGUGCACGUUUUCCAGAUGAGGCCAGUCACAGUGCAAACAAACCCACUGCAGAGGGGGCAAUGAAAUCGUCAUCACUCAGCAAAGCAUGGAUAAAAUGUGGCGAGGGAUUUCAGAAAUGUCUGGGAGAGAAGAAAUGUAAGCCAUCAGGAGGAAAAUUCCAGGCUGUCAGGCACUUGGCACAGUCCUUUUUAUUUGAUGAAGAAACUUCAGCAGAAAGCUGUGGAAAAGAUCCAGCGGACAUUGUAUGGAGUUCCAGUGACAGCAGUAUGUCCAAUGAUGGGAGUGAAGAGGCAGAUUUACUACCUGACAUUUCUGAAAUAUCUCCUCAGAGUGCAAGUAGAUUGAAUGAUACAGAGAUGUCUGUCUCUGCUGAAGGUUGCAGUAGAGUUGUUGCUGAUGUGCUUACCAUUACCGACUUUCAAGAUGACAAUGAUUUGGAGUGUGGUUCCGAUAAGGGUAAUGUGUCUGAAAAUGCUGAAAGUGUUGUAGAGAUCUCAGGCUCUGAAUCCUCAACCAGCGAUCUUUUAUCAUCCCAGCAGUGCAAGCCAGAACUUUCCAAAGCUUUGAAUAUUGUUGAAUAUUUGUCUGAUGAACCAGAGGACGAAUACUCUGUACCAGCUGAAAGGCAGAACAUUCCAGUGUGCGAGGAAAACAUUCUUCCUUCUGGUGGAAGAACUGUAAGUGACUGGGUGAAAACAGCACAAAUUCUGCUCCAGACUCCAGAGAAGAAAAUAGACAAAACGUUCAAGACACCAGAGGAUUCUGCUAAAAAGAAAAAACGUUUUCUCAGGGGAGGCCUAGCUGAAAGGCUCAGUCGUCUGCAGAACAGAGAAAGAUCUGCCAUUACAUUUUGGAGGCAUCAAUCUGGAUCUGAUUGCAGAAUACCUUUAGGAGAUAAAUCAGGGACACUUCUUGUAAAGUUGAUUGAUGUUCAUGAGGAGUGUGCAAUAUGGAUUGCAGCCUGUCAGCAAUUAACAGACAUCGGGACCAUAGACAACCCCCCCAUAAAUCACUGUAAAGUUGCAACAAAGCUCAAGGUUCUGUUCUCUCGGCAAACAGCAGACAAGCUAAAACCAAAGGCGAAUGAUAUCAUCUAUAUCUACCCACCCUGGUUAUAUCUUCUAAUCCAGGAUGCUUAUGGGAUAUUUAGUGAACUUCAAGUACAGUUAACACACACUGCUAUAGAAGAUAUACAAAAAUACAGCCAAAUGUUUGAAGGCAAAUCUUGUUGCUUCUCUGGACUGAAGAUUUUGCAAAGAACAACAAGGGGAAGGGCUCCGGGACUCUUCAGCUUGAUUGAUAGUCUGUGGCCUCCGUUGGCACCUAUAAAAAUCCAUGGACAAAGUCAGGAGCAAGGAGAGAUUCCCUGUGCUCUGCCUGCUCCCAGCUUCUGUUAUGUUCUUGCUUUAAGAUAUGAGGAAGGAGGUUACAGCAUUAAACCAGGAGAUACCGUGUCAGAUCUUUACCUGCCUCCUGUCAUUCACAGUCUUGAUGAAAUUCUGCAGUUGGUUGUUCUCAGUCAGCGAUGCAGCUUUUGGGCAACAGUGAUAUAUGUGAGGCCUGAGAUACAAGGUAACGUACCAUUACAGAAGGAGUUUUGGAUAUAUGUAACAGAUGCCACCCUUCAGGUGACGCCAGAGACAUCUAGAAUCCCUAAAAUUCUCCCAGUGUGUGUCUUACCUUCUUGUGCAGUGGAUAGUAGGGUGCUAGAGGCCCUUGCCAAAAGCAUUUCCUGCAAGAUGCUUUUUAAAGAUGCAGUAAAAGAGAAUGGCAAGAUAAUUUGUGUAGAACGCACAGUGCUUUCAUUACAAAAGCCCCUUUUAUCCCAUACUUCUGGCGUUAACGAGCUGACAUGUCCUGUUACACUGGACGAACUGGAUUCUGCAAGUGAGGCAAACUCUCUGUGCAUUGUGACAGGAAUUAUUAAUGGAGUUAAUGAGAGAGAAUCUUUUUCUUGGCCAGUAUGUAACUUAUGUGGCAGUAGUAAGCUGCAGCCUUCGGAUUCAGACAGGCACAAGUAUUUCUGUCGCCAUUGUGCUGCAGACGUAAGCUCUCCAAUUAUCAGGAUGAAGCUUGAAGUAUAUCUGCACUGUGAAUUAACUCCAGGACGUAAAGUAAAAUUAAAGCUGCAGCAGAAUACUAUUUCUUCUCUUCUGAGUUCUUGCUUCAAUGAAGAUGGGCGCUAUGAGGUGAGUGCCAUCCUGGGAAAGCAGGUGGGGCCUGUGACCUGCUACGUCCAACAUGUGAACAGCAGCGUGGGCCUGGAGGAGAUAUGUCUUCUGCAAGCAGGAAUUCAUGACGUUUAAGGGGGUCUGGACUUUGCUAUAUAGUUACUGAUUAACUCAUGGAGAGAACAUUUUACACUGAAAUUGUGUUUUAAUGAAUGCGCUAAGCUGGGCAUGAACACGUGCCAGCUAUUGAAGUACUACAAGUCUCCAUAGCUGGUGGGACAUGUUAGAUGGUAUCUUCAGUAGAACCCCCCUUCUCUAUGUAAA